This is a messenger RNA of Melanaphis sacchari, 1535 nucleotides long. RefSeq lists its product as uncharacterized. The transcript has 6 exons. Lineage: Eukaryota; Metazoa; Arthropoda; Insecta; Hemiptera; Aphididae. Bases 475 to 1338 code for a protein of 287 amino acids. The record is from RefSeq and is a predicted model, not a curated record.
UCUGCUUGCGCGCGUUGUGGUCCACUCGGAAAACGUUUACAAAUAAAAACAAAAUUAAAAAUUCACCAUUAAAAACGUAUUGUUCGAGAUUAAAAGAUUUCGUCGUCAUAAUUAUUGUUUUCUUUGAAACGGCUAGCUAUUCAAUUGGUGUAAUUGUAAUAUUGUAUUAUAUUAUACGUUAUAUGCGCUGGUACCACCCAGAUUUGGCUGGGGACGAUCUCAACGGUGCGACUCCUGUUAACUAAUCCGCGAAUAGACGGUGAUUUCAACAGUACGCGAUAUUGAUAUCGAUAAACGAGCUCGGUUAGCACAACACAUAUUAGUGAAAUAAUAUUUGACAACACGUAACGCGUACGCAACGAUAUGUUUACCGGUGAGUCCACCGCAUCGGCCGAUCCGUUCCGACGUCGCCAUCGGAUGUCAUACCACGGUAACCCGUGAUGGAUACGUGUCCUAUACCACGACAUCAGAAUCAUGUUACCGAGUCGUCGUUUGAACAAAACUGCUCGCACGUAUUUUGCAAUUGUUGCCGCUGCUGUCGCCGCUAUAGUCGUUUUUCGAAUUCCGAGAUGCGACAGCCUAUCCAACAUGAGUAUAACGGUUCCAGUAGCCGUGGCUUCCGGCGAGUCAGCUAAGAUGACGUGCACUUACGAUCUAGAAUCCGAUCCGCUGUACACGGUUAAGUGGUAUAAAGGUCGACAAGAAUUCUUCAGGUACGUGCCAAAAGAAUUGCCACAUACCAGAGUGUUCCCGUGGCCUGGCAUUAACGUAGACGUUAGCCAAUCAGGACCUAAUCAAGUGGUAUUACGAGAUGUCAGAAAACACUUGUCAGGAAAGUACCGAUGUGAGGUAUCAGCAGACGCACCAUCAUUUCACACGAAAAUCGUAUCCUCUUGGAUGCACGUCGUUUACCCACCUGUCGGACAACCCGUGUUGUCGCUAGAGAAACGACACUACACCAUCGGAGACACGUUGAAAGGCAACUGCACGUCACCGCCGUCCAGUCCACCGUCCAACGUUACUUGGUACUUAAACGAUAAAUGGAUGAAUUCCAGUUACGGCAGAUCGUCUUCGGGCCGAGCGACGCUAGACGAUACGACGCGGUCGACGAAUACGGUAGGACUCGAGCUGGAGGUGAACAGUUUCAAAGUGGGCAAGAUGCGAAUUCGGUGCGUGGCCGAGCUGUACGGCGUGUUCAAAACGUCAGCCGAGACGGUACUAGACGAGGAAAAACCGCGUCUAGCUUCGAUUCUGGGCACGUUUUCGUCUACAGGUGCAUCAUAUACGUUUUCUCUUUCGUUAUUGAUUGUGAUAUUGGUCAGCGUUUGGAUAAGAUAACCAUAUAAAAGUCCAACACCCAAAUACCAAAUAAACGGCCGCAUUAGUGAUUUCGUUGAUUUUCGUUUUAUGUAAAUUUGUAAUAUUUUAAGACGCGUUAUUUUGGAAUCAAAAAACUAUCUUCGUAUAAAUAUUUAUGUAUUAUGUUGUAUAUAUAGAAUGAUUCUAGAAAAAAAAUAUAUUCAUAGAAUAUUAUA